GGAACACCAGGGAAAUCUGUAACACAGAAAGAAAAGCGGGUAAAAUAUCAAGAUAGAGCAAUGGAUAAAUGAAUAUCAAAAUUAGUGGGAUAAGAGGAGAAAGAGAAUAUUAAUAUUGAGCAAAGCAGUAGUCAGGAACCAUGACGACCUCAGGAAAGGAAAACUUCCGACUGAAGAGCUACAAGAACAAAUCAUUAAACCCUGAUGAGAUGCGUCGCAGGCGGGAAGAAGAGGGACUUCAGCUACGGAAGCAGAAACGAGAGGAACAGCUAUUUAAGCGCCGAAAUGUUGCUACAGCUGAGGAAGAAACAGAGGAGGAAGUCAUGUCAGAUGGUGGAUUCCAUGAGGCCCAAAUGAACAACAUGGAGAUGACUUCUAGUGCUGUCAUCACCUCUGAUAUGAUUGAGAUGAUUUUCUCCAAUAGUCCAGAGCAGCAACUUUCAGCCACCCAGAAGUUCAGAAAACUACUCUCCAAAGAGCCUAAUCCACCAAUAGAUGAAGUUAUCAGCACGCCAGGAGUGGUGGCAAGGUUUGUGGAAUUCCUUAAACGAAAAGAAAACUGUACAUUGCAGUUUGAAGCUGCUUGGGUGCUGACAAACAUUGCCUCUGGAAAUUCCCUUCAGACUCGAAUUGUGAUUCAAGCAGGAGCUGUCCCCAUCUUCAUAGAGCUGCUCAGCUCAGAGUUUGAAGAUGUACAGGAGCAGGCAGUAUGGGCUCUUGGCAAUAUUGCUGGAGACAGCACCAUGUGUAGAGAUUAUGUAUUGGACUGCAACAUCCUACCCCCUUUACUGCAAUUACUUUCAAAACAGAAUCGUCUUACCAUGACACGGAAUGCUGUAUGGGCUCUAUCCAACCUCUGCAGAGGGAAGAAUCCUCCUCCUGACUUUGCCAAGGUUUCACCUUGUCUAAGUGUGCUUUCCUGGCUGCUCUUUGUCAAUGACACAGAUGUACUAGCUGAUGCCUGCUGGGCCUUGUCAUAUUUGUCUGAUGGACCUAAUGAUAAAAUACAGGCAGUGAUUGAUGCAGGAGUGUGUAGAAGACUUGUGGAGCUGCUGAUGCACAGUGAUUACAAAGUGGUGUCUCCUGCCUUACGAGCAGUUGGGAACAUUGUGACUGGGGAUGACAUCCAGACCCAGGUAAUUUUGAAUUGUUCAGCCCUCCAGAGUUUACUGCAUUUGUUAAGCAGCCCAAAGGAAUCUAUUAAAAAGGAGGCAUGUUGGACAAUAUCUAACAUAACAGCUGGAAACAGAGCCCAGAUCCAGACAGUCAUAGAUGCCAAUAUUUUCCCAGCCCUUAUAAAUAUUUUACAAACAGCUGAAUUUCGGACAAGAAAAGAAGCGGCGUGGGCAAUCACAAAUGCAACAUCUGGAGGCUCUGCUGAACAGAUUAAGUAUUUAGUAGAACUGGGAUGUAUCAAACCACUCUGUGACCUUCUUACAGUAAUGGAUUCAAAGAUUGUUCAGGUGGCAUUGAACGGUCUGGAGAACAUCCUCAGACUUGGAGAGCAGGAAUCUAGACGCAGUGGUGCUGGCAUUAAUCCUUAUUGUGCUCUUAUUGAAGAAGCAUACGGUCUUGAUAAGAUUGAAUUCUUGCAGAGCCAUGAGAACCAAGAAAUCUAUCAGAAGGCUUUUGAUCUGAUUGAGCAUUACUUUGGGACGGAGGAUGAGGACAGCAGCAUUGCUCCGCAAGUUGAUCUCAGCCAGCAGCAGUACAUCUUCCAGCAAUGCGAGGCUCCCAUGGAAGGCUUUCAGCUUUGAGGUGCCCCCAUGCUGCGUGCUCCACUAUCCAGUCAGUCCUACUUUUGAGCCUCAAGCCACCCAUGGAGUGAUUUUCCAAAUGUUUUCCAUAACCCUGUCUGUGCUCAUUUGCUUGCCUUGUGCACAUGCUGUUACACACAUCUGGAAAACCUUUGGUGCUUUGUGGCAAGAUGCCCCUUUGGCAAGGGCUGACCAGAAUGGUUCACCUCUAGGCUCUGGACCUCUCCACUUUGAUCUUUGUGGGGUUGGGACAGCUAUAUGUACAUUUGGACACUACCCUUUCCUACUCAAGAAGAAUAAUCCCUUCUCCACUAGCCCCUACACUCCUGGCAUCCAAGAUAGGCUGCCUUUUCUCUUAUAUUUGCAGUUGUGUGCCUGUAUUCCAGGGAGUUAUUUAGACUUGCUAUCCCUCUGUAGUUGAGUUAUUUUUCCAUGCUCUUCGUUGGGUGCUUCUUUGGAUGGCUUUGUGAGAUGCAUUCAAUCCUGACAUUCAGCAUAUCUGAUUACUUCGCUGUAUGUGUCAGCCUGGCUUUAGGCAUAUAGAAUGUGUCACAGAUAUUGGAAUAACUUCUAUAUUCCCUGCAAUUACAGGCACCAAUGGACAUGCUAUCUAGUUAUUAGUAACACUGAACACAACUGGAGCUCCCCCUUUACAAAAUUUGAGUUUCCAAGCUGGACUGCAGACCAUUUCAGAGAUAUGGAUAGUUUCUCAUUUCCCCUCCAUCCAUAAAGGAUGUAUGAGUAGGUCAGUCUUAUCACUUCCCCAGAACAACUUUCCUAACUGAAUGGAGAAAAUCAAGCCCUCCCGCUCCCCAUCCCUAAUACUGUGCGAUUCAAAAUGGUCUCUUUAUUAGUUGUACCUUCCCUGUUUUCAUAGGGAAAUUAAUUAUCUGGUCAUCCUUAGCAUUGUGACGCUGAUAAUUCACUUUUUACAUUUUUUAUACAGCUCAACUGGAACAGGUUUCUCUUCUGUAACAUACCUUUUGAUGAAAUAGCUUAAUGUGCUAAACUGUCACUGGAAGGAGGGCACUGUAGAGUAAGCUCUCAUGACUGUUUUCAUCCUCAUGCAAUAGAGCUUUCCCUCCAGUCCAGCCCCCAAAAAGAAUCCUGCUGAGCAACCUUUUGUUUAACCAGUAUAAUGACACUACAUUUAAAAAGAAUAUGAAUAUUCUUUCCAGCAUUCUCCUAUUCCUGCCCUUCCAUUUUUACCUCACUACUCACAUGAUCCCAGAUGACUUAGCUUGGAACAAGUGGUUUCCACAAGCUAUAUCUCUAAGGAUUGCUAAAUGCAUGACAGUUGUCCUGUGCAGCUGUAGACUGCGCCUUUGCUAGCAGCAUGUUCUUAGCUCUGCAGCCUCCUUGGAUUACAGGCAUCUGAAGGCAAAAGCCAAUCACUUCUCACUCGAGUUAAGCUGACAUCAGUAUAAUCUUCAUGUAACAUAAGAGAUGCCACAUCACUGAAGGUCAUUAUUCCAUUUCUGUGAAUUCAGUGGAUUCUCCAGGCUAUCUGCUCUUUCUGCAUUGGAAUACAUUCUUUCAAGACAUUUGGGAUCUUUGGCACGCCUAUUUACCCCAAUAUAAACAUUUCAAAAGUUGCCAUUGCUGCAAUAUCAUGCAUCUGUGGUAGAUUCUAUUGACAGAACUGUCUGUAAGAUCUUCCUCGUGACUUCAUUCACUGACAAGCCACUGCAAAAACAACCCACAGGAUGCACAUUCAAACAAAAUCACAUGAUGUACCACUGCAAGAAGCUAGGUCACGGCCUAAACAUCAGUUCUGUGUGGACAUUACUUUAAAUAUAAUCUUCAUUUUGUGUUUGUACUUCAGGAUGGAGACUCUGACCUGUGUGGCCAUUGCAGCAGCCAUUGACUGUCUCCCUAGCUAACUCUGUUGGCCUCUGCCCUCCAUGUUACUUUCUCUAGUGCUGCUUUGUGCUGAAGGAACAUUUAGUUUACUGCACUUGACCUGUAAAUGGACUUCAGUUCUUUGAAAUUUUAGGGUUUAAAAUUUGGAAGUUAAUUUAAAAACAACAACAGGAAAACCCUCAAUGUUGCCUUUACAUCACAUACAACUAACUGUGUUUAUCUUUAUUGAAGAGUGAUAGAAGCACUGAUUUAGUAGCAAAAUCUUGUUUUAGCUCUUG
Gavialis gangeticus (Gharial) is the source of this 3898-nucleotide messenger RNA. It is a transcript of the gene KPNA1, whose product is annotated as karyopherin subunit alpha 1. Bases 141 to 1757 code for a protein of 538 amino acids. Gene Ontology annotation, cellular component: nucleus; nucleoplasm; cytoplasm. The record is from RefSeq and is a predicted model, not a curated record. Gene Ontology annotation, molecular function: protein binding; nuclear import signal receptor activity. The transcript has 14 exons. Gene Ontology annotation, biological process: postsynapse to nucleus signaling pathway; NLS-bearing protein import into nucleus. Lineage: Eukaryota; Metazoa; Chordata; Crocodylia; Gavialidae.